Molecule: messenger RNA, 3253 nt
Organism: Symbiodinium sp. CCMP2456
Lineage: Eukaryota; Dinophyceae; Suessiales; Symbiodiniaceae
Source: the annotation of a GenBank genome assembly
AUGCCACUGGCUGAGCGCCUCACAAGGCUCAAGCGCCAACGGGGCGAGCUCAAAGGAUUGGAGCUCGACGUGCAUACGGAGCCGGGACAUGCGCUGGUGGAUCGAGUGCAAGCGAUGCUCGACAGCGCUCAGGUGCUUCACAUUGCCCCGGACAAGUGCAUCUCCAGGCAUGACGAGAUCCUGGGUGACAAAUCGGAACAGAAGCUGUCUUUGGAGGCCGAUGGCAAUAUCAAGAUCACGAAGCAGGCUUCCAUGCUCCGCUGUGAGACCACAGGUGAGCUGAAGCUCCGGCGCUGCUUCCUCAGGCGGGCGCUAGCCUUCGAUCAGGUGGGGCUUGCAAGCUUCACCGCUUUGGAGUCGUGGCACAAUAAGAUGUUUCAAGCAUUGCUAGAUGCGCCGCCGGCAGGGUAUCGCUAUACCACGGUGCAGCAAAUUUUGGCUGCCGACCAAAAGCUAUGGCAAGUAGUGGCCCAGGAAAGCCGGGGUGACAUUUCCAUAAGUGUCGGUCUUCCAGCUCCGCUUGAUAAACACAUCGUCGCAGCUUCGAACAAUCAGUUUGUGAUGUCGUGCUUAACUCACCUCCCCAAGCCGCCUGAGGCCCUAGUGCAAACCUGGCGGCCGCACAAGGGGGGCAAAGGUGACAAGGGUGAGAACGGCAAAGGUGGUAAAGGUGGCAAAGGUAAAAACAAGGGCGGCAAAAACAAUCAGUCAAAUGCUGAGUCGAGCCCCAACACAUCGCUGAAAGAGCUGCUCGACAGCCUCCCGGAAGGUUGUGUGCGUGCAACAGAGGAAGGUCGUUUCAUAUGCCCAUUCUUCAACAAGGGCAUCUGCCGCUUUCAGAAGCGCAAAUCUUGCAGCCCCGCGGCUGCCAAUGACAGUUCUCCAAACUUGAAUUCAGGAGUGGAUUGUGGCCCUGAAGCCGUCGCGAAGCGCCUUGUGCAGCAGAGUCGUCCCAUCACGGCUGCCCAACUGGUAGACUUGUUUGAUGCUUUGCCGCGUGAUGAGUGUGAUCGCGACGCUGCGGGUGUCUCUUUUUCGGCAGGGCUCUACGCCAGAGUCAAGGUAGGUCUUCGCAAGGCCUGCAAGCUUUUUCCAUGGACGGUGCAGGCAGUGAACAGGUUUGUGGCCUCUUUGCUCCGCCAGGCCGUCUACACGAGUUUUGCUUUAUUCUCUGAGGUGCAGACCCGAGAACAUCGGGACACGCAGAAUUCUUUCUUGCCAAAUUAUGUCAUUCCAUUAACAAGCUUUGAAGGGGGUGAAAUCACCGUCCAUGAGUCCGAGCCGCCAGUGCAACUUCAUGUUUCGAAGGGACCCGUGCAAUUUUGUGCCAGACAUUACCGACAUUCGACGGCCCCGUUUCAAGGGCGCCGCAUGGUCCUCGUGCUCUUUGCUUUGCAAGCUGCUACAAAGGCCACUUCAGAUGAUCAGGCUUGCCUUCGCCGGUUGGGGUUCCCUUUGCCGUCAGUCAAGCAGUUGAAUUCGACGACCGUAUGCCCCUCAGUUUCGGUCCCUUUGGAUAUAUCCCAGCGUGCUCUUCUUUCCCUGAUUCCACCGUCGGCUUCGGAGGGCUGCAACUCCCUGGAUGCACCGGGCCCCUCACAAGCCAAGCCACCCGUGGUGGCCGAAUGCCUCACUUCAGCCGGGCCGAUUUCUGCUGCGGCUAUGCUCCUGGGAUGGGAUGCUGCGCCUGUCGGCCCCAAGUGUCUCGCUGCCGCUAAAACCCCAGUCAUAAGUCUGGAUGUGUCUGACAGUUCUCAAUUGCAGGACUUGCUCAAUUUCGACAGUACUGUCAUUGUGGAUUGGUGGCAUUUUCCACUUUUUCUUAAGUCAUGCAGCCGUGCACGCGGCACUGCCCCCGCCUGUCGUGACGCUGACAACAUCUUUGGCUGCCCAUCCCUGUCCGAUUCUGCAGCAGCCCAGGUCCUUCAUGAUAACCAGCUGUGCCAGGCUGCGACAUCCAUCCUUUUCCGAGCUUUUGAGUCCAAGGCCCUGGUUUCUCUAGUUGGGCCAGCCCGCAGCUGGUGUUGGAGUGUGCUGGCCAAGUGCGUCAAAACUCGAGGGCCCUCGGCUUUCGUCGAUUGGUACUUCAACCUCGCUGACCAAGAGUUGGACACUUGCAUGUACGGCUCGCCCUUCGUGACUUCCUUGCUUGUCAAGGCGAGCUCUCAUGCAUUCCAUGGCUUAAGCUUGUCCUGUGAUAAAAGCCACUCACAUCGCGCUUGGACGCCUCCGCAUCCGACGGUGAAUCAUUUCUGUGACAUGUCUUUGCCCAGCCAGCUUUGCGAGGUUCGCUCGGCUGCCGCCAACCAACCUCACUACCUGCCGUCCUUAAUCCCCGAGUUUAAGCUUAAGCUGCCCCUCGCCCAGGUCCCAGCCACUGCCGACUUCAAGUUGUUGUCGCGUACUCCAGGCUCUGGCCCGGGGGAUUUCGGUGAGCCGGAGUCCGCAACCAAACGGUUUAAGGCUAAGGGUGGUGCUAGCCGGGGUUCUUUUGACAAGGAUGCUGUUUCCCUUGACAUGGCCGGUAUCUACCACACGAUGGAAGAACACUUGGAGCUUGCUUGUGCGCUUUCUUGUCCGCUGACACCAGUGAGCGGCGGAGUUCUCGCCGUGGAGAACAAGCCCGGCCGUCUCGAGAAGAUUUCGCAGAUGCUCCGGACCAUUGCCUCAGGGAAAGAUGUCUCCAGGUCAGAUGUCGCCUCCUUGCAUGGCCUGAUCAACUUUGCAGGACCCUUCCUUGGCAACACGUCUGAGCUGAAGCAGGCUUGUGCUCUUGCUCUGGACGUCAUCGCGCAGUGCCGUCCGAAGAGGUGCCCAGCAUCGAUCUCCCCGCCGAUCGUCUUGUAUACCGAUGGGGCCUACGAGAAAGGAAUCGGGACUUGGGGAGCGGUCUUGAUAGAUCAGCCCUCAGGUGCCAGGUGGGCCUUUGGGGGCACUGUUGACUCCUCCCUUGUGGCGCAUUGGAAGCGUGAGGCUGGCGAGCAAGUGAUAUGCCAGGUGGAGGCCUUUGCUUUAGCGAUAGUUCUUUACGGGAUUCGAGGCUCAGUGAAAGGGAGAUCGAUCCUUGCUUUCAUCGAUAACGAUCCUUGCCGCUACGGAUUUAUCAAGCGAUAUUCACCCUCUACAAGUCUUCUGCGAGUGAUUUCGCUUGUCGCUCUCCUGGAGGGAUCUUUGGAGGCCCUUCUCUGGUUUGAGAGGGUCCCCUCGAAGAGCAACCCGGCCGACCUGCCAUCCAAGCCUCCGGCUCAAACCU